Molecule: messenger RNA, 1230 nt
Organism: Ceratina calcarata
Lineage: Eukaryota; Metazoa; Arthropoda; Insecta; Hymenoptera; Apidae
Product: high mobility group nucleosome-binding domain-containing protein 5-like
Exons: 3
Source: RefSeq, a predicted model, not a curated record
AUGGCGAAUUACAGUGAAGAUUUGAAUGACUAUUUAAAGAUUUCUCCAGUCAGGACACCUGUGGUCAGAAAACUGCACGAUAGGAAGCAAAUUGAGCAGAGAAAGGAUGAUCCUGAAAUAAAGGAUGAUACAUUAUAUGAUAAUAAAAAGGAGUCAAAGAGAGUGAAGAGUGAGAGCUCGGAGGAGAAUGAUUCCCCUGUAGACGAACACUCGAAUAUCAAGUCAGUAACUGAGAAUAAUAGAUACACUAGCCAGUCAGAGCCAGGUUCAUCAAGAAUUCCAGCGAAUUUGGAUGUAACCAUUCCAGUGACUGAUACUGAAAGUCCAGCGAUGUCCACCGUGACAGACCACACGCCUUUUCAUUUUGAUCUAUCUAAUUACGUAUACUAUCCAUCAUGGUUGUCUACUUCCGCGCCUGUAAAACGUACUGAGGCUAGUACCAUAGAUCCCUGGUUUAAAAAGUCGAGGUUCAGUCGUCGGAACAACAGGUACGGAGAUAAUAGUAGAGAGAAUGUCGACGGUGUGGCGGAAGCCACGAAUGUGGAGAAUGAAGAGUCGCACGAAACACCUGACGAGAGUCAUGGGGCCGAGGAACAGGAACAUCAGAGUGACGAGUAUGUUCAGGACGAUCAACACGUGACAGAGGGUAGGAAGGGUUAUUUAAAUAGUAAUAAGCAUAAUCAGGAUGAUAAGAAGGUGCAUGACUCUUCGAGCGAGGGUUCGCACGAUAAUGAGAGUCAGCAGACUGCAGUGAGUGGCGACGCGAAAGGGAAGGGUGGCCCGGUGAAAUUUGAGGAGGGUGGCAGCUCGGAACGGAAGGAAGAACAUCGCGAGACUGACGGUGAGAAAGGGGAGAAGGGGUACAAAAGCUGGCACGAGCACGAGAAAGCCAAUAAGGGACACCACGACAAAGAGCGUCACAGCAAUUAUUUCGACGAGGAGGACGGGAAAAAGAAGGAGGAGGAAGAAGAGGGUGGAUACCACGAGGAGUAUGAAAAGGGCGAGAAGGGCGGGAAAGAGAGCGAGUUCGAUGAGAAGGGCAAGCAUCAGAAGGGCUACAGCACCAAGGGGGAGCACUCUGUGCACAAAAAGGACGAGUUCGAAAAACGGACAGAGUUUUUCGACGAGUUCCACGAGGACGGGGAAACGGAGAACGACGGCGAAUCCCAUCACGAGCACAAAUCAUCCAAAGGCGGUCAUCAUAAAAUGGGUCAUCAUAAAGAAGGCGAG